Kazachstania africana CBS 2517 is the source of this 1158-nucleotide messenger RNA. It is a transcript of the gene STB1, whose product is annotated as Stb1p. The transcript has a single exon. Bases 1 to 1158 code for a protein of 385 amino acids. The record is from RefSeq and is a predicted model, not a curated record. Lineage: Eukaryota; Fungi; Ascomycota; Saccharomycetes; Saccharomycetales; Saccharomycetaceae.
AUGACAAAUGUUCGAAUGUCUCCUGAAAAGGAGCAAGAGAUUGCAUCGAAAAUUCUUCAGAGAGCUGAAUUGGCUCAAAUGACGCGUCAAUUGAAACUUGGUUUGAGUAGAGUACCCACUCCAAAAUUGACCAAUGCUCUAUCAAGAGAAUCCAGUAAUUUAGAUGAUGAUACAGCAUCGAAAAAACGUUCUAGUAACGAUUUCCCACAUGGUGAUAGAGAGUCUAAUGAUCUAGAUAAAACUGAAGAUUCAAUCACCAAUACGUCACCUUUGAAAAAGCGCGACAUCGUCAAGGCCAACCAGAGUCAUUCAUCAUCUUCUUCUUCUUCUUUAGAUUCUGAAGCAAUUCCAUCUUCAAGUUCCACGUCAACUUCAAAUGAUAAUGACAUUAUGACGACGAACAGGACACUUAUGAAGAGCCCAAUUCGUGCUGCUUCUCCCCCUAUCACCACAACUAACAUUCCACGGAACGUACCAUCAACCCCUGGAAGACACGCUUCAAGCGGUACUUUCAUGACACCUAAACGUGGAUUGUCUACAAAGAGAAGUUCAUUUAACGAUAGUAAUAACAAUCAUGAAACUGAUUCAGGCGCUGAUUUAUUGAUGUAUUUGGCUACAAGCCCCUACGUCUCUGCAAGAAGAAAUUCGAUACAAAAAGGUACUCAGGUUCUCCCCACUACCCCAUCGCAUUACUAUAACAUUUCAAAUUCAAAUAAUAACAACGACCCAGUAAGAUUUUCUUCCAUAAAACCAUCGAUAUCUUCACCACAAUCGACAUUCAAAGUGCCUCCUUUGAUUAGUAAUAAUACUAACAGUAAUAAUACGCUAUCAUUUGAUGAUGUUUUAAUGGCCUCUCCUUCAAUUUUCAGUAACAACACACACAAUAAUACGGUAGCUACUGCACUAACGCAGCAGAAGAAAACACCAUCAAAGUCAGAUGCUCCAAGUACACCUUCAAGGGAAUUGACGCAGCAGACAAACCUUGCUACACAGCCAAUGAGUUCCAAUGUCAACAACAUUAAUGCUAAAAAUCUUUUAAAAACACCAAAUUUCAAUAUGGGAGAUUAUAUUCAUAAUUUAUUCAGUCCAUCACCUAACUUUUCAUUCAGACGAAACAGUUUAACGAAUUUCAAUUUUAAUCAAGAUUUAGGUAAAUAA